AUGCAUUCAUGCAUCACCGGUGCAAUUGGUUCACUACGUGGUCCAUUACACGGUGGAGCAAACGAAGCAGCGAUGGAAAUGAUUGAAAACUGGACGUCACCUGAAGAAGCUGAGCGAGAAAUGCUGGGUAAAUUGGAACGUAAAGAAAAGAUCAUGGGCUUUGGACAUGCAAUCUACAAAGACAAUGACCCACGUAAUGGCAUCAUCAAAAUUUGGUCAGAGCGCUUAGCGAAAGAUGUCGGUGACACGGUCCUGUAUCCAGUUUCAGUACGCUGUGAAGAAGUGAUGUGGCGUGAGAAGAAAUUAUUCUGUAACGCAGACUUCUUCCAUGCAUCGGCUUACCACUUCAUGGAUAUUGCGACCAAACUCUUCACACCAAUCUUUGUGAUGAGCCGUGUGACAGGUUGGGCGGCGCAUGUGAUGGAACAA
Notodromas monacha is the source of this 429-nucleotide messenger RNA. NCBI's taxonomy places the organism in Eukaryota, Metazoa, Arthropoda, Ostracoda, Podocopida, Cyprididae. The record is from the annotation of a GenBank genome assembly.